AUGUAUCAUUUCAACGAUACAACCUUCCCCAACACAACAACCAAUCACUCGCUUAGCUGGGCCGCUCAAGAUUCCACAUACGUGACCCUCCGCCGUUCCGCCACAGGAUGGACGCCGCUCGUCACCCUGAAGCUGCUCAUCUCCAUCUUCUCCGUGCUCCUUAACGCCGCCGUCCUUCUCGUCCACUACUACAUCCCGGCCUACAUCAACCACUUUAGUGUAUACCUGCUGGCGUUGUUCCUCUCCAACCUCUUCUACAUCCUUACCUCACGUCCCAUGGGAAUCCUGGAUGAACUAUACGGGAUCUAUCCAGCCGCCGGUUAUCCUGUGUGCGUUGUGUACUUGUACAACAAAGUCAGCAGCGUCAUGCCGGUCCUCUUCCACGUCCUCAUCUCCCUCAACCGGGUAUGGGCCGUUACCUUCCCCAUCUCUUACCGCGAACGCCACACCAAACGCCUGGCCGUUUAUAUCUGUCUGGGAGCGAUCGUGUACGUUCACGUUUUGAAUUUUCCGCCAUUUUUAGUCGAUUCUCUCCUGUACUAUCCCGCUGUUUACGCAAAGUACCAAGACUGUGGGCACAUUUCUACCAAGUCUCUGGAUUUUAACAAAGCCGAUGAAGUCCUGAACCGCAUUCUCCCGAUGGUGGUGGUCAUGGUGGCGUAUGUGUUUAUUAUUGUUAAGCGGUGGAAGAAGAGGCAUGCUAAUCGCAGCGUUCAGGUUAGCAUAACGAAAUCGACACCAGCGACCAAUCCUAGUCCACAGGAUGGCGCUACGAAGCAGAAUCCGCCAACAGCUGUUGUUCAACCAGCGCGCCCGAUUAAGAGCGUUAGACCGUUCGUCAUCUUAACGCUGACGUCGAUCAGUGUGGUGGUGUGCUGGGCGCCGGCGCAGACGUUUUUCUUCAUUGGAUUGUUCCUCCACAUCAGUUUGCCGGGUGUGGUGUUUACUACGGUGUCCUUGUUGUAUUCGCUGCAGAUGAUCUUUGAUCCGCUCAUGUGGAUAUUCAGUUUGAGCAGCGCCAAAUAG
This is a messenger RNA of Paramacrobiotus metropolitanus, 1026 nucleotides long. RefSeq names its product 5-hydroxytryptamine receptor 1B-like. NCBI's taxonomy places the organism in Eukaryota, Metazoa, Tardigrada, Eutardigrada, Parachela, Macrobiotidae. Gene Ontology annotation, cellular component: membrane. Gene Ontology annotation, biological process: G protein-coupled receptor signaling pathway. Gene Ontology annotation, molecular function: G protein-coupled receptor activity. Bases 1 to 1026 code for a protein of 341 amino acids. The record is from RefSeq and is a predicted model, not a curated record. The transcript has a single exon.